Molecule: messenger RNA, 3286 nt
Organism: Aplysia californica (California sea hare)
Lineage: Eukaryota; Metazoa; Mollusca; Gastropoda; Aplysiida; Aplysiidae
Exons: 6
Coding region: 300-3284 (994 amino acids)
Source: RefSeq, a predicted model, not a curated record
CGCCGCGCCUGUGACUCAAUCUGUCAAACACUGACAAUCUAACUUUUGAUCGGGGAGUAACGAUUGCUUCUAUGGUUCCCAUGAAGGACAAAACUUUACCAUAAACCAUAAAGGAACAAAUUAGAACCUGGAUUGUGUGAAUGUUUACACCUGACCCCGAGUCUCAGUGGAAGCAAAAGAACUGCUUGAUCGUGCAAGGAAAGAGCAAGUGGGAAAAAACGAAACAAAGGGAGUUUGAGUUUUCAGUUGGAGAAGGGUCUUUGUCAAUCAUCGUCAGACGAACCCGCUAAAAGCCAUUUAUGCUCACAUCAGGCGUCACCACGAACUCGACGACGUUCCGGAGAGACGCUUUUAAGAAGUGGGACAAACGCAACAUGACGUCACGACGCCGGGUGAAGAAUCUCCUGGUGGUGCUCAUCUUGACCAGCGCGGCUGUGGCGUCUUACCUGGUCUUCUACAAGCACGACUCCUCGCUCACCAGCAAGAUGGGCUGGCCUGGAGACGUGCAGAACAUGCAUAUUGAUGAGGAUGGGCACAGGAGACCUGAUCAAGGACGCUUCUCCGCUUUUCAGAAAAACCUCCAGAACAGACUGAGUAACUUGGUCCAGCACAAAGAAGAAGAGGAAGAGGACGAGAGCAAAUAUGAAGACUUGGAGAAACUGAAUGAUUUGGUCAAGGACAAAGAAGAUGACGAUACACGAAACGAGGAAGGAGAUGAAAAUGAAGAGUUGGACGACCUUCAAGAAAACAUUAAAGUGGGACAGAUUCCAGAGAAACACCUAAUUCGAAAUCAGAACGGGGACAUUGUGGGCCAGAGAUUGUUUGCCCAUGGAGUGGACAAAAAACGACUGGAGAAAGGCGACCUCGGAGACGACCAUAUGCCAAGACCUGCUCCUCCUCCUGGAGCCGAUAUGAGCGAGGAGGAGGGGGAAGAGGAGGAGGAGGAGGAAGAGGAGAUACAACAGGCAGAUCCUCUCCAAGCUCCACCCUUCGACGAUACUCUAAAUGCUGAAGAAGAAGAACAAGAAGAACAAGAAGGAGACGGUGCCGGUGAAGAAGAAAAAGAAGAUCUGCUAAACCCUGAAAGAGGCCAGGUUUUUGGCGAUGAGGAAGAAGGGGGUGGGGUUUUUCAUAAUUUGGAGAAAAAAAUGAGAGACAGAAUCGCCUCGAGGAAGAAAGAGCGACUUGACGUGAUCGAUGGCGGUGAUGUUGAUGAUGAGAACGAAGUCCCAGGAGCUGGAGCUGGAGUUCUCGGUCAUCCAGAAAACUUAAAAAACUACCGUUUCGAUAAGGACGGUGCGGCAAACGUGAUUCUCCCCUUUGACGAACGCUCUUUCAACAGAAAAGAUGAGAAAGAAGAUGAAACUAACAACCAUAGGCUGGGAGACCUUGAAGAGAUAGAUAACAGGCAGCCUGGUGCAUUUAUGCCUCAACACAAUAACGGCUUCGGAAUAGGAGCUUUCAAGCCCCCUAAAAAAGAAGAAGACCCUGACGAUGCCCAGAAAAUUGCCGAAGGAUUUGCAGCUUUUAAUCUGAACAAUGACAUUGGCAAUCAAGGAUUCGGAGCUAAUAAACACGACAAAAAGAAUAGACCUAAAAGCAAAACUGUCGGUAAGAAUGGUUUACUGAAGGGUGGUGGCGGGCCUCCUAUAAGGAUGUUUGGCAACCAUGGGGUCAACCCAGCCCUUGAAGGCGGUUUCGGCGGGGUUCAAAUAAACAAGAAGCACGAUGAUUUAGCAAAUGGAUUUGAUCCCCUCGAGUCCCAUGAAAAGUUCCAGUUUGACUUCCGAGACAAAAAGAAGGGUCUUUUCGAUUACAGCUCUUAUAAGAAGAGACCAGGCCAGCAAAAUGGGCAGUACGGUGGGAAUAAUUUCCAAGAGGCACCUCACGCUUACGUUCCCAAACACCCUAAAAUCCACAAGGAGCCUCUGGGUCUCUUGAUGGAUGACGUACCUGAUCCUGACCCCGUUCCCUCCCAUGUCCUACCUGGUCAGAUCCCUCAGCAAGGCGCCCCCAAACAGUUCAUGCCUCAAGCAAAUAACGCAUUCCCGAUACUUCCACAAGGGGGACAGGCUGCUGGAAACGCUCAGCAGUUGCAACAGCAGCAACUGCAACAGUUACUUCAACUGCAACAACAGCAACAGCAACUGAAAGGGGGAGGUGCUGCUGGGAACGCUGAGCAGCUGAAGCUACAGCAGCAGCAGCUGCAACAGCUACUGGCGCUGCAGCAACAACAGCAACAGCUACAGCCGCAACCGCAGUUUCCACAACAACCCAUGGACGGGCUCCUGCCAGAAGUACAAGGAGGAGAUGGAGUAAUCGCUGCCAGCAAUCCACCAACUCGUCAAGAUUCUCCUUUCGACACUCAUCCUGCCCAGAACCAACCUUUGCCACCCCAGUACAAAAAACCUGUUUUUCCUCCAGUGGGACUGGACCCUAAUGCACAGGACGAUGGAGCAGGCGCCCAAACCCCGCUUGAGAUCCGCGACGUGAGCAAACCUGUGAAUUACAACUUCUUGUGCAAGCAGUUCGAGUUCCCCAGUGGGCCGGGCGUUUUGUGCAUGCAUCGCGAAGGCCAGGAUCCGAUGUCGGACGAGAUCGCGAGCAAGGGAGAGUGGGAGCCCGCGAUGAUGAAGCAGCUCUCAGCUAUCCUAGACAGUGAUUGGAUGCUCGGGCUCGUUGACAUAGGCGCGGGUAUUGGAGUUUACUCAAUAGCUGCAGCCCUCAUGCACAGGAAAGUCGUGGCAGUAGAGCCCUUGAACAAGAAUUACUUGAUGCUGCACAAGAGCGCAUAUGAAAAUAAGGUGGGCAAUAAAAUCGUCCUGGUGACCCAAGCACUGGACAAUGAGAAGUAUGUGGGUCAGGUGGACUUUGAACAUGAUGGCUACUCCAAUACCCACUUGAAGAAAAUGGAAAAAGGAAUGCCAGUCGACCAAACGACUACAGUUCACGUUACGACUCUGGAUAACCUGAUACAAGCUGUCAGCUUCCCCAGAGCCGUUCUCAAGAUAGACGUCACGGACAACAGAGAGGCCAGCAUCCUCUCAGCCGGUUCAACAUUCUUCAAAGUCGUGGACGUCCGUUAUGUCCUCACUCACUGGAGCACCUCCUCUGGGAAAGACCACACGGGCCUCAUGAUGGCCCUGGCCAAACUCGGGUACGCCCCUAGCCGGACGUGGAACGGGCCCACCCUCAAACUAGACCACCUGAAGCAGGACCAGACGUUCCUGGUCUGGAGCAAGCCCAAGACGACGGAUACCAUGCACUCUGGGGUCACUGUGUAGUU